Rhodamnia argentea is the source of this 1502-nucleotide messenger RNA. Its product is annotated as vacuolar iron transporter 1. The record is from RefSeq and is a predicted model, not a curated record. The transcript has 4 exons. NCBI's taxonomy places the organism in Eukaryota, Viridiplantae, Streptophyta, Magnoliopsida, Myrtales, Myrtaceae. The coding region runs from base 173 to 925 and encodes 250 amino acids. Gene Ontology annotation, molecular function: iron ion transmembrane transporter activity; manganese ion transmembrane transporter activity. Gene Ontology annotation, biological process: intracellular manganese ion homeostasis. Gene Ontology annotation, cellular component: vacuolar membrane.
UGCGCGAACCAGUGGCGGCCACUGGCCGGUCGGUUCAUCCACCCAUUUAUAUACAAAAGGACAAAGACAAUAAUCACCCUCUUCGAGUCAACAGGCGCCGUCGCUCGCUUGGUUGUGUGUCGUCGGUUUCGUCUCCGCGGCUGCGACCCAAAGGAAGAAAUCGCGGCGAUUCAUGGCUGACGGCGAAAACAACAGGGGGAAUUCGGGGGCAGAGGAGCAGCAGAGGCUGCUCUUGAGCAAGCACAAGGAGGCCCACUUCACGGCCGGCGAGAUCGUCCGCGACAUCAUCAUCGGCGUCUCCGAUGGCCUCACCGUCCCCUUCGCCCUCGCCGCCGGCCUCUCCGGCGCCAACGCCUCCUCGUCCAUCGUCCUCACCGCCGGCAUUGCCGAAGUCGCCGCCGGCGCCAUCUCCAUGGGUCUCGGCGGGUAUCUGGCAGCUAAGAGCGAGGCGGACAAUUACGCAAGGGAGCUGAAGAGAGAACAAGAAGAGAUCAUCAGAGUUCCAGAUACAGAGGCUGCAGAGAUAGCUGAGAUACUUGCACAGUAUGGUAUAGAGCCUCAUGAAUAUGGCCCAGUCGUCAAUGCUCUCAGGAAGAAGCCCCAGGCAUGGCUCGAUUUCAUGAUGAAGUUUGAGCUCGGACUCGAGAAGCCAGAUCCUAAGAGAGCGCUUCACAGCGCGUUCACGAUUGCCAUUGCCUACGUCUUGGGUGGGCUCGUUCCUCUCAUUCCGUACAUGUUUAUUCCAGUAGCUGGAAAAGCUGUGGUGGCAUCCGUUAUCUUGACACUGAUGGCCUUGCUGAUCUUCGGGUAUGCCAAGGGCUACUUCACUGGCAAUAAACCUUUCAAAAGUGCGUUGCAAACGGCUUUGAUUGGUGCCAUCGCUUCGGCGGCUGCUUUUGGCAUGGCGAAAGCCAUUCAAUCGUAGGUCGGUGUUGCGGCAUUAAAACUAGCGAUUGCUGAAGAGGUUUGUCUACCUAGUGCUGCUUAAGUUAGGGGGAUGACUGUUGAAUGUUUCCAUUUGAAGUGCUUGAUCACGGAUUCUUGCGGUUUCUUUGCAUCGAUUCUGUUGAGCCCUGGGUGGUUUGCUCAGUGACCUCAAGAGAGAUGUCUCUGCAAUUUAAAGGUUCAAUCUAGUGGUGAGCGAGACUUGAACAUAGGAGAGCGACCUCUAGUUCGAGUCUUUUUCACUUCCUUGCCGAGCCUCUUGUGGCUAUGGCAACACUGCAGGCCAUACUGCCAAUACGUCGGAGCGGAUUCCUAACGCAAAGUCGUGAGUAGAGAGAUUGGUUGCCGGACCCAUGGUUCAAUCCAGUGAACAGCCAACGCUACAGAAUCCGAAAAAAGAACUCUUCCUGCAGGGACCAAGAUCCAAUCUUCCCAGACUAUGAAGAAGAUGGAACUAAAACUGUGUUUUACUGUGUAUGUCCUUACAUUACUUCCAACUGUGUGUGUGUUGUGUAUUUUGUUCUUACUUUAUAAGAUUUUGAAGUUUUAAGUGAUCA